This is a messenger RNA of Blepharisma stoltei, 288 nucleotides long. The record is from the annotation of a GenBank genome assembly. NCBI's taxonomy places the organism in Eukaryota, Ciliophora, Heterotrichea, Heterotrichida, Blepharismidae.
AUGGCAUUUUUUGCCAAAGAAAAGAAAAUGAUUAUCUAUGGAUUUUCCUGAUGGAGAAUUUGUAGGAGAGUGUGCAGGAGUGUGGAGCUUUGGUGCAAAAACAUUCCACUCAGUGUUGGAGCCAUGCAUGAAGAUGGAGUCGAUUCCAAGAAUAACCUGAUGAAGCUGAAGAUCGUGGUGACAACAAAACAAAAAUGGGAUUUGUCAGAAAAUACCAUUUUUUGAACAGAAAUGUUUGAAUUAUUUAUUUUAUCAGAAAAAUUUUAUUCAGAUCAGAUUGAAAAUUAG